GUGUAUUUCCUCAUCCAUAUAAGGAAAAUUGUUUUCUUUCAAUAUUUUUUAAAAUCAACAAAACGGGUUGUUUUCAUUAUUUUCAUCUUCUUCUUUUUACUUUAUUACAAAAAAAUGACUAGUUACUUGACUACAAACUUGGGGCAAAUGGCUUUAAAAAAGAACUACGAAGCAAAUGGUAAACGCCUGGGAGCUCAUCCAAAAGAAGACUUUCACAAAAUGGGUCAAUAACAAAUUAGAUUUAAGAAGUAUUCCCAAUAUCGUUCACUUGAAUCAAGACUUGGCUAACGGGGUUCGGCUUAUCCAACUUCUGGAAAUUAUUGGUGGAGAAUCACUUCGACCGUUUAAUCAAAAUCCAGGCAUGAUUUUUCAAAAAAUGGAAAAUGUGAACAAAGCACUGGACUUCAUCAAACUUAGAGGUGUUGCACUAACAAAUAUCGGAGCUGAAGAUAUUGUGAACAAGAACCUUAAGCUUGUAUUAGGAAUGUUAUGGACAAUUAUUUUAAGGUUUACAAUUGCGGAUAUCAAUCAAGACGGUAAGAACGCUAAGGAAGGUCUUUUAUUAUGGUGUCAACGUAAGACUGCUCAAUACGAAGAAGUGGACGUUCGUGAUUUUACUUAUAGCUGGACAGACGGACUUGCAUUCUGUGCAUUAAUUCAUCACCAUCAUCCUGAGUUAAUAGAUUUUGACUCUCUAGACAAAAACGACAGACACGGAAACACAGCAUUAGCAUUUGAAAUAGCCGAAAAAGAGUUAAACAUUCCUAAAUUAUUAGAUGUUGAAGAUGUCUGUGAUAUAUCAAAGCCUGAUGAAAGAUCCGUCAUGACUUAUGUAGCUGAAUAUUUCCAUGCAUUUUCUGCUCGAGAUGAAUUUGAGACUGCUGGUAGAAGAGUUGCUAAAUUUGCCGAUGUAUUGGCUUCUGUUUGGGAUAUGGAACAUCAGUACGAGUUACGUGUUUGCGCAUUGAUGGAUGCCGUUGAAUUUAUUCAAGAGGAAUGGGACAAUACUGAAUUGACGGAUAGUUAUUUUGAUGCUAAAGAGAAGAGUAUGGCAUUUGAUAUUUACAAAAGCACAGAGAAGAGGUCCUGGGUAGCCGAAAAAAAGAACAUAGAUGCACUAUUAGGAAAUAUCCAAACAAAGGCAAAGACAUAUAACUUAAAACCUUACUAUCCACCUAAUGGGUUGACUUUGCAAGAUCUUGACAAUACAUGGAAUUUCCUUUUACAAAACGAAGCCAAAUAUCAUCGAAGAAUUAACAGAACUAUAAGAGAAAUCAAGGAAGGAUUAAGAAAGGCUUACGCUGAAGCUGCAAACGACUUUCAACAGCAAUUAGAUUCAAUUUCUGCCGAAUUGGUCAAUCUUGAGGGAAGUCUUCAGUCACAACUACAUCUUGUUCAAAGCUUGACAAAGUCGUUUGAACCAUUACAGGAGUCUUUAAGUAUAAUUCAAAUGUUAGACCACGAAUGUAUAGAAGCCAACACCGAAGAAAACGAUUACACUGUUUAUUCAUUGGAAGAUUUAAGUUUCGGCCUGGACUUGGUAAAAGAAGCUGUGCAAAAAAAGAGUGCCUUUAUUCAAAAUCAAAUUGUGUCUCGAAAUAUGACAAACUUGACACCGGCGCAGCUUGAAGAAUUCGAACAAACAUUUAGAUACUUUGACAAGGAUUGCACAAACACACUAUCGGUCUCGGAGUUCAAAUAUGCCCUUUCUAGUCUUGGUAUUGUCUAUGACGAUAAGCUUGAAAGCGUCUUUUAUCAGAUUACCAAUAACUCUGAUUUUGCAACAUUUGAACAAUUUAUUCGUUUUAUGGUAUCCGUCACAGAAGACAAAACUACCCCAGGCCAACUUAUGGAUUCUUUUAGAACAAUGGCUGGCGAUAAGCCUUAUGUAACCGAGCUUGAUUUAAGAAUGAGCCAAAUACCUGUAAAAAUGAUUGAUUAUCUGAAGAAGACAAUGCCUACAAGUGCAGUAAAUGAAUUUGAUGGUUAUGACUAUGAGUCAUACGUAGCAGAAAUGUUUAACUAAUUGUUCAAUACUCACUGCUUCCUCCAUGUAUAUACCUAUGUUUCUCGAUCAUACAUUUAUAUGAUACUUAGAUUAAAUAAAAACGACUUCCUCACCCCCC
Mucor mucedo is the source of this 2126-nucleotide messenger RNA. RefSeq names its product actinin-like protein. The coding region runs from base 176 to 2026 and encodes 616 amino acids. Lineage: Eukaryota; Fungi; Mucoromycota; Mucoromycetes; Mucorales; Mucoraceae. The transcript has 11 exons. Gene Ontology annotation, cellular component: cell projection; cell junction; actin filament bundle. Gene Ontology annotation, biological process: actin cytoskeleton organization; actin filament bundle assembly. The record is from RefSeq and is a predicted model, not a curated record. Gene Ontology annotation, molecular function: calcium ion binding; actin lateral binding.